Chanos chanos (milkfish) is the source of this 4881-nucleotide messenger RNA. RefSeq names its product myomesin 3 (gene myom3). The coding region runs from base 1 to 4278 and encodes 1425 amino acids. Gene Ontology annotation, molecular function: protein binding. The record is from RefSeq and is a predicted model, not a curated record. The transcript has 36 exons. NCBI's taxonomy places the organism in Eukaryota, Metazoa, Chordata, Actinopteri, Gonorynchiformes, Chanidae.
AUGGCAACCAAGAUAGUGACUUACCGUACCAAGGAGGAGCAGACCCAUGAGAUGACACAAAGCAUGGAUCUGGCUUCUCAGCUCAAGAAGAGGAAGUUCAAGUCCAGCGACGAGGAAGCUUCCUACUCCGAAUUCUAUCCCAUCAUCCCCGGCGACAUCAUGUCUGUCAAGGAGAUCCUGACCACGCCAAAGUUUUCGCGCCACAGAACAUGGGAGGUUCUUAGAGAAACCAUGGCCAAUGAGGAGCUCCGAACAAGGAAUAAGUGGACACUGUUUGGCAAUGAAGCAGAGAAGGUGGAGAUUGAGGUCAUCAGAAACCAGCACGUGGUUCGAACCCGCGUUGAUCGCAUGGCUCUGCGCAGGGAGGCACAGAAGAAGGCCACAGCCCAUAAGAAGUACUUGGAGGAUCUGAGCUUGAAAGGCCCAGAUUUCCCCAUUCCACUGCGUCCACAUACUGUGUGGGAGGGAAUGAAGGUCAAACUGUCCUGUACUGUCCAGGGCUGUCCAACUCCUCACAUCACCUGGUACAAGAACGGGGUUCCCCUGAGUACCUCUCACCAACCCUGGAACUACAAGUUGUUGCAGACGCAUGGACUAACCUCCUUGGAGAUCAGAAGGUGCUCGAAGGAGGAUGCUGGAGAGUACAUGGCUGUAGCAAAGAGCCCUUUGGGGGAGGCUACAACUUAUGCCACACUGGUAGUGAACUCAUAUCAAGGAGCCGACGCUGGAUUGGACCGUUCCUGGACUCCGAUUCCCGCUCUGGAACAUGACGCUCAGUUUGAUUCUGUCUUUCCUCCAACGUUCGUGAAGGAAGGACAGGCUCUCACCCUACGCUGUAGCUUCACCUCUGAACUGCUGCCGUUCCAGCAGGAUGUGUCCUGGUUCAGAGAUGGGGUGCAGCUGAGGCAGUCUAGCCGUGUGGAGGUUCAGACGGCGCUCCGCUCCACCUCCCUGACUCUGAGAGGGGUGCAUAAGGAGCACGAGGGGGUUUAUUCAGUUCGCCUCAGGACCUGGGAUGGGGUAACUGAGCACAGUGCUUACAUCUAUGUCAGAGAUGGGUCGGCCGCUGUGUUAGGGGGCCCUGGUUCUCCUCUGCAUGUGCUAUGCUCUGAUGUAAAUAAGGACUAUGUCUUUCUUAGCUGGGAACCACCCAGUGCAGAUGGAGCUAGCCAAGUGCAAGGCUACUUCAUAGAGAGAUGUGAGAUUGGCGUAGGGGAGUGGGUGCGCUGUAACAACACCAUUCAGAAGAUUUGCCAAUAUCCCGUAACGGCUCUGAAAGAAAACACCUUCUAUCAGUUCAGAGUGUGCGCGGUGAAUCAAGCGGGCAUCGGUCGCCCGUCCAAGGCCACGGAUCCCGUGCUCACCUCUGACCCGACGGAACCCAGCAGGACCAUGGUUGUCAAGGUUGACAGAGGGAGAGAAAUUCAAAUCACCAAAGAUGAAUUGGAAGGUCAGAUUCGGGUGCCGUUCCCCCCUACUGAUGUACAUGUGUGUGAACUGAGCGACACCUACGCUGUGCUGAGCUGGACCGAGCCAGAACCACGCGGCAGAGAACCCCUUACCUUCUAUGUGGAGCGUUCCAUUGCUGGGAAGGAGAGCUGGCAUCUAGCCAGUCUGGACAUGACCAUCCGCUCCCCCAGGUUUUGUGCAUUUGACCUACAGAAAGGAGAAUCUUACUGUUUCCGUGUGCGCUCUGUCAACAAGUAUGGGGUCAGUGACUCCUCUGAGCCUAGUCAACCAGUCUCACUCGGAAAGCCUCAAACACCACCUGCCCCAGGUCAUAGUGUGCAAGCCAUCCGGGACACAAACACAUCUGUCCUGCUGCAAUGGAAGGAGCCCAAGGACAACCAAGGCAUUUUGGGAUACUAUCUCUACUACAGUGAAGUUGGAUCAAAUGUGUGGAACACUGUGAAUAACAAACCCACGGCCAACACCAGGUUCACAGUGCACGGUCUGUGCACUAAUAAGGAAUACGUGUUUCGGGUGAAGUCUGUAGGCAGAGCCGGGAACAGUCAAUAUUCUGAUGAGUCUGCUCCAGUCCUAGUCAAAGCAGCCAUACGUGUUCCGUCUCCUCCCAGGGCCAUCGGCCUGCUGCACUGCACGGGCAGUGAGAUGGUGAUUGGCUGGAGAGCCCCUGCGGACCAUGGGGGAGACCCUGUCCGCGGCUACUACCUGGACCAGAGAGAGAAAACCCAGGCCACCUGGAGAGAGGUUAACAUUAAGCCUGUCAAAGAGAGAGUGUACAAGGUGUGUAACUUGCUUGAAGGCCAUUAUUACCAGUUUCGUGCUUUUGCUGCCAACAUUGUUGGCAUUGGGAAGGCCUCUGAAUCAAGUGAGGCAUUCUUGUGUGAGGAAUGGACCAUGCCAGAGCCAGGUUGCCCAUAUGACCUGGAACUUAGAGAGGUCCGACAAAACACUCUGGUUCUGCUGUGGGCGGUGCCUGUGUAUCAGGGCCAAUCACAGAUCACCGGCUACGUGGUGGAAAUAAGCCAGGGGGAGGAGUCAGAGGACUGGACGGCAGUGACAGAAGAGCUUGUCACAGAUACACACUUGAAGGUAUCUGGUCUGCUGGCGGGUCAGACAUACCGUUUGCGUGUGUCGGCUGUUAAUGAAGCAGGCAAAGGCAUGGCCUCUCUUCCCACUGAGCCGGUCCUAACCCAGACCAAACCAGGAACCAGAGACGUCGAGAUUGGAGUCGAUAAUGACGGGUACAUAUUCCUGAGCUUUGAGUCGUCUGAUGUGAAUGAGGGGAGCCAGUUUUUGUGGAGCAAGAACUACACGGAAGCUAUCAAUGCUGGCAGGGCUCGCAUCGAGACGAAAGAUAACAAAUCCACUCUCACCUUCGCUAACGCCUCUGAGGAAGACCUCGGUCUGUAUGCUGUGGAGAUGAGUGACAACCCAGACAUCUCCUCCAGCUAUAACUUCACUGCAGAAGAUCUGGAGAGACUGACAGAACUAAGCUGGCACAUCAGAAACCCAUUGAUCGGCCUGAAGUCGGGCUGGCAGGUGGAGGUGUCCGAGCAGGGAGCUGUCCGUCUCUGGCUGCAGACAGAACCUUUAUCCGCAGCUGCGGAGCUCCGGCUCAUCUUCAACGACAGAGAAAUCUCCAGCACCCCUGCUCGCAAGAUAAACUUUGACAAAGCGAACGGUCUGGUGGAAAUCCUAUUUGAGCAGCUAUCGAGGGAGGACGAAGGCUCGUACACGGCCCAGCUAAAGGACGGCCGCGCCAGGAACCAGUUCACCCUGUGCUUUGUGGAUGAGAAGUUCCAACAAACGAUGGCCAAGUCUCAGGCUAACAGGAGGGACUGGAAGAGAAAAGCAGGGCCUCACUUUGAAGAGUUUUUGUCUUGGAAGGUGACAGAAGACUGCGAACUAGUAAUGCGAUGCAAGGUCACGAACGUAAACAAGGACACAAAGCUGAAAUGGUUUAAGGAUGGCGCUGAAAUCACACAAAUUGUUUACGAGCAGAGUGGAGUCAGCACCUUCACUGUUCCACAGGUGACUAAGAAGGAGGCAGGUGUGUACAGAGCGGUGGUGUCUGACAGCAGAGGAGAGGAUGAAAGCACGCUGGAGCUGCUGGACCAAGAGUUUGACAAGCUUAUGCAGCAGCUCUGUAAACAGUGUGCCCUGUCAGCUGGCCCAGUUAGGAUUCAAUGCACUGCAGAGGGCUUUAAGCUCUACUGCUCUCUGAAGUACUAUCUGAGCUACAUGAAGACUAGCUGGUUCUUCAAAGAGAAGAGGAUUGACCAGGAAGCGAGGACUAAGCCAGGCAGCAGUAUGCAGAAGGUUUGGAUUGAGAUAUUUAACCCUACUGAAAAUGAUAAAGGCAAGUACACCCUGGAAAUGUUUGACGGCAAGGAGACACACACGCGCUCUCUGGACUUGUCAGGACAAGCUUUUGCUGAUGCACUGCUGGAGUAUCAGAGACUGAAGCAGGUGGCUAUUGCUGAGAAAAAUCGGGCUAAAAUUACAAAGGGACUGCCAGAUGUGGUGGCCAUCAUGGAAGACAAGUCUUUGUGCCUGACUUGUUUUGUUGAGGGUGAUCCUGCACCAGAGAUGUUCUGGCUGAAGAACGACAGAGAGCUCGUCUCAACCGGCAAGUUCAACAUCGCAAACGAGCUGAAAUGCUCCACUCUCACCAUUAACGACGUGACCAUGGAGGACUCUGGCAACUACAGCAUCUUCGUCCGCAAUAAGUUCGGCAUGCAGACAGUCAACGUGACAGUGAGCGUGUAUAAACACGGAGAGAAGCCGCGAGCAGACGCCACUGAGAUGUAAGGAGAGAGUCACGGAGUGACAGGCCUGUUUGUGCCAAGAGAGGAAAAGGCCAUGUCACAUUAGUUUAGCCAAGUCAUUUAGCGAUGUAGUGACCUAAGAACCAAUCAAAGGUCUUGUGUCAUGUGGAAAGACAAGUGAAAGGUUCACUGAAAGACAUAGACAGCUCACUUUUCUGUUGUUGUUUUUUUUUGUUUGUUUUUUUCUUUGGUCUGUUUUCUGCUGUUUUGUAGCGCUGUCCUCGGGGAUUAAAAAUGAAAACAUAAGAAACAAAGACAGAGUUGCAGAGAAUAUCCUAUUAUAAUGUUACUGAAACAAAAGAACAACAAAAAACAGCGGUAAAUGACUGAUUCAACACUAUAUGAUUUGUUCUCAAUUAGUUGGCACGCUCAGACGCGCCUAACAUACCCACAACAUUGUAGAAACACUAAGUGUGCUUUGUAAAAAUCACAAAAAUUCUAACAACUGUAACAGCAAUUCAUAACGACCAUUUAUUUACCGGCUUUACUGUCAAUAGACAUAUGUCUCCUUUUUUUUUUCCCCCCUCAUAAUAACAAUAUUCCCUGAAUGUAACUCAGCAGGCCGAGAGCAUGCUGGGAGUGGGUU